Molecule: messenger RNA, 17572 nt
Organism: Salpingoeca rosetta
Lineage: Eukaryota; Choanoflagellata; Craspedida; Salpingoecidae
Exons: 25
Coding region: 122-17572 (5816 amino acids)
Source: RefSeq, a predicted model, not a curated record
CGCGCACGCACACAAACAAACAAGCACACCAGCCAGCCAGCCAGCAAGUGACUGCUGUUCCCCGCCUUCCUCCUUCCUUGUUGUCGUUCCUUGUUGUGGUUGGUGUGCAAGGACUGCUUGCAUGACAUCGACGCAAUGGCUGGAGGUGCCGGACAAAGGGGUGGUCAGCCCAUAUGUGCUGCAUGACCCAACCUGUCUUCUGGCCAACGCGCUGGCAGACAAGACCAUCAGCACCAUCGCCACCGCACACAACCAGCUGGUAUCCAAGAAGAAGAAUAAGAAGGAGAAGAAGGAUACAAAUGAGGAGUCGGAGUCGGGAAGAACGGCAGGCGAGAGCUCGCUCUCACCAUGGAUUCCACUGACAAGCAAGACGUACAGGAUCGUCAUCAGCAUCGAUGUUUCGCCAAGCAUGUUCUGCUUCAAGCCGAGCAGCAAUAGCAGAGAGGAGACGGUCGGGAACAUGCGCUCAUCUGCGUUUGCAAAGAUCCACAGCACGCUUGCUGCGUUGAUCAGUUCCCUCGUCAUCCAGGAGCCAGACAGCUCCCCGACAUCCACAGUUCCGCCGCAGGACCAGCAGCACCAGCACAAGCAGCGCGAAAGGCGCAAGGGCGAAGGUGGCGGCUCAGACCAAGAUGCGCUCGACACCAUCGACGAAAUGCUCCCAGACACAGCAGUGCCCACCAUAUGGCUCACCGUCCUCGUACAAGCCCACCAGAGCCUGCAGGGCAGCCAGCCCAUCAAGACACUCGCACAGGGCAUCCGCCUCACCCAGCACAAUGUCACGGAGGUGGUGGGGAUGGUGCAGCAUCGGUUCCACAACCUCGUCCUCGACGAAUCAGGCGCAUCUGUCUUUGAGCGGCACCUCAACUUUGCACGGCGUGACGCGCGGAGCGCAACGGGAAAGAAGAAACCGCGCAAGCGACGGCGGGCAGACGUCUCCUUCGACAAGAUUCUCCGACACGCGCUGUUUGCCCUCAAUCUCCUGCCCAAGAUCAGCACCCCGGUCGUCAUCUUCCUGACAGACGGCAUCGUGGGCUUGCCGGACCCUGCGCGGUCCAUCACGCUGCUGCAGCGCCUGGCCACCACCGCUGCCACGUGUCACUUCAUCUACCUUCAAGACGGGCCCGUCGCACCCGCCACAACCACGCCUGGCCUGCUGCGGCUACACCAGCACCGCCAGUCGCAGGCAAACGUGUACAACACGUCGCGCAAUGUCACCAGGCGUCGUCACGGCGGCGGCUUCAGCGUGCAGCGCUCCCGCCCGCGACCGCGCUACCCAGGGAGCUUGCUCACGGUGUACAACUCGGACCUGCUCUUCUUCCUCGCGGAGGCGACGGGCGGAACCGUUCUCGUCCCGUCCGACCUCACAAACGUUGCUCUGGUGAAGGCAUCGCUGCUUGUGCGCUGGGUCAUGGACCAGCCGCCAAGCCUGCAGUCACGGCGACGGCUCAAUGCCCCAACCUUCUUCCUGGCGCCGGCAUCGCGUGCAGCGCUGCUUGGGUCGUUUGAGGAAGGCAGCAGCCAGGUCCCGCUGGUGCGAACGCUCUGGGGCGGCUACAGGUUCACCUGCAGCCCCGUUGAUGUUCUUCGACAUCGCCUGGCCCUCGGUUUUCGACUGAGUGGGAUUGGCUCACUGCCAUUUGAGGGCGAGAAGAAGACGGAAGCGGUUUUGUUGCAGCCAAUGGUGCAACUCGUUUUUCGCCUCACCGAACACGUCGCUCUCGAGUGCCAGGUGCUGAUUGCUGACCGAGCGGGUGUUGCCUCGUACAAACUGGACGAGAACGCCAUCAUGGCCAACUUCUCCCAACACAAGCCAUGUACUAUAGAGCUGAGGUACUUCCUGGUUGGGCCGAGAACAUACGCUGAGCAAGCGCGUUUGUUCCCCAUUUCCACUGCUGCUUCCAGUGGCAAAGGGGCGAGCGUUGCUGGGCCCGUGGCAAGAAGCACAGGAACGCUGGCGUGGGUCAUUCGAAAGCUGAGGCAGUGUGAUAACACGUUGCAACUCUUGCUGCAGUUUCGCUCACAGAAAGAACUUCUGGAUCGGCACGUCGCAGAGACGUUGAAGGAGCAGCACGAGACGUUGUUCUGCGUGCGCAAUAACCGGCUGGUUGCGCUUGAUGGCGCUCUGCCUCGACUCCGCGCACUCAAGACAAUGCAUCCACGCCAAUACCAGGCGUACUGGCACGCGGUUGCGUGUCUGUCUGCACCGAUUGCACGCAUGUUCACGUCCACGGACUACAUGGUGGCGCUGCUGCUUCACGACAUUCGCCCAGAUAUCCUAACAGCCAGAACUGCCGACACGGCGGCGCAGUUCAGCGGGAGCGCCGGUCUGCUGAUGGCCAACGUGUCCUGGGCCAUGGCGCGUCGCCUCCUCCGCAGCAGACUCCGCCAGUGGUGCAGCCUGCCGCUCUCCCCUGACUGCUACGUUGCCUUCUUCAGCGACCUUGGCUGCGGCUAUGAGCCCGGGUUUGUGCUCGUGCAGUUGGCCCUGCGUGAUGCUCUGGCACAGCUGCAGCUCUGCUACUUUGGCGGCGACGUGGAUGUGCGCCAGGGAGUACGGGAUUCUCUCCGGCAGGCCAUUUACGUCUCAAAGACAGUUGAAACGGAGAAGAAGGCAAAGAGCGGCACAACAGGGAGCAACACCACUUCGCGCGAAGCCAGUAGUGAACCCCAUGCUGACACACACGCGGCCACUGAAGAAGAAGCAAAACGGAAGCAGACCGAGCGCUCGCUGUUCCACGGCCCGAUCCGCCCGGUCAACACCAAGCUGACCAAGCUGCUUGUUCGCUACCGCCAGCGCCCGGCCACUCUUCUUUCCUUUGGCAGCAAGAAGGCCACGCGUGCCGCGUCCCAGCGGCUCGUCUCUUAUCUCCACAAGCGCCGCACCGUGGCCCGGUUCAACUUUGAGGGCGCCAGCUCGGAGGACCCUGUGGCGCUUGCACGCAUGCUUGUACGUCAGCGAAGGAACGAGGGCUUCGUGUACACGCGCACCAGCGAUGGCGUCAUUGCGCUCGCCCUGCAGUUGGACAUGGACACGACGCACUCCCAGCCGCACGACAACAGUCCAGACACAACAAGUCACAACACCACCGCCACACAGCAGCAGCAGCAGCAACAGCAGCAGCAGCAAACGUACUCAAAGGCGACACACGAGCCAGCGACCACGACACGCGCAUCAAGAAAGCACAUGCGGGACAACGGGUUGCUGACGAUGGCAGACCAGCUCAGCAGUCGGGUCCAUCGCCACAAGAACCCGAGCGCUUCGUGUAUUGUGCAGUAUGUCGUGUUCCCGCCCACAACCAAGACCCCGCGCCUAUUUGCGGUGGAGGUGUGGGUGGAGCCCCAGUAUGGUGUUGUUCGCCAGUGCCGCAACAACCCCACCUACCUGCACCAGGCAGGCUUCAAAGGCGUCCUCAACCGUAUCUGCACGAAGGACCAAACAGCCCUGUGCGCAGUGGCGUCAUUUGACUUUGUUGAUCGCUGCAUGCUGCGGGCAGUGCAACGCGAGGAUGAGCGACAGGCGCGGAACCGCAAGAACGCCAUGUCGGCCAAGCAGGGGGACGAGGCUGAUGCGUCGUAUUGCGACGAAGCAACAUCAUCGCAAGCAAGGAAAUCGCAAGAUGCGCGACCAGGGCGACAAGAACAGCCGCAAGCUCGUCAGCCAGCACACGCACAAGCGCAGCAGCAACAGCAGCAACAGCAACGACAACGACAACGACAAGAACAAAAAUCGCAACAAGAGCAAGCACAGCAAGGAGAGCCAACGAGUAGCGGGGAUGGCGGUGGCGGUACCACAGCACACAUUGGCCCGCUGCUUGACGUGAUUCAAAUUGUGGAGCCGCCACGCGUCGCACCAACGUCGUAUUACUUUGACCGGGAGGCCGGCGGUGUUGUGCAGUCCACAUAUGUCCCGUUUUCCGCCAUGCAGCUGAUACGGUGCGCGCGAAGAACAGACUUCACCUUUGAUGCUUUCCUUCCGCAGGACUUUGAGCCAACAAGCGAAGAUGGUGGUGAUGGCGGCGGUCGCCACACCACUGCCGCCGAGCCGCCAACAAUUUCAGCCACCAGCACGAAGAGCACCAGCACAGCACAAGCGGACGCACACGCAAACUUCGCAGCAAACUCGGACAAAGGCACAGGUACACGAGCAAACCGCGAAGAACCAGCUACAUGUGGGGACGCGCCCACCGCCACCACAACACCAACGCCGCCGACGGCCAACGGGUGGAAAUCAGCUCGGGAGUGCUUCCUCAGCAAUGUGCUGUCGGCGUGCAUGGGGCGCACCGUGUCUGAUGUUGCAAGCAUGGAGGUGCGGCUGAGGGCGUGCGAACAGGACUACCUGUACACUAUGCUCCACUCUGAGCGUCCAGGGGAGGGCACGCUCAACCUUGGUCUCAAUGACUUUGUCACGCCAAACGAGGAUGCAGAGAUACUGGCGUGGCUCGCCCACGGCGCUGAUUUGCCUGCGUCUGUGGUGGAGGCGAAGAAGAGGCAGUACAUCAAGACGAUGCUGGAGUCGGAGGUGGCCAUGCGGUUGGAGGUGCUCGCAAAGAGAAUGCAGACGCACGCCGGCAGCGCAGAGAGUGCGGAAGCCGGCAACCACCAAGCUGCGACAGGCAGCACCGGUGGCAAUGCGGAGGCAGCGACGCAAGGCGGCAUGCCCGACAGUCCAGCGCCCACACCUGCUGCCGACAGCGCGGGAACGGGACCAACCGAAGCAGCACCAGCAACAGCAGCCGCGGCAGCGGACAAGGAAGCAUUCAGCAGUGCCACUGUGGGCACGGAAGAGCAUGGUUUGCUGAGCGGUGACAGCGGCGGCAAUAACACCAGCAGCGGCGGGGACGAUGGUGGUGACUCUGGCGAUGAUUCUGGCAUGGAGGUGAUUGAGGACUACGAUGAAGAGUACAAUCUGUGCGAUAACUUGCCGCAGCUGCUGGACAAGUUGAAAGCAGUGCGGACACGCGAUGGCGAUGGUGAUGAUGGCGAUGGCAUGCCACAGGAGGCAGCACACGCUGCACGAGCACGCGCCAACGGGGGCCGCAACACCACAGCCACAAUUGAAGGCGAAGCCGGCGUGGCCUCAGCAGCGGCCACGACAACGACGACCACAACGACCACAACGACGACGACGACGACCACCACCACCACAACAGAAGCGACAACACGGUCUCCUGCUGCGGACGAGUCGCCAGUGGCGUCAGGAAAGACAACGCAAGCGCCGUCUCUGCGCGCAUCAAGGAAGCCAUCUGCUGGAUCGCUGGCGGCAAUGGGGACAACAACAGCAGCAGCAGCAGCGAGAGCAGCAACAGCAGCAGCAAAGGCUGCGUCGUUGUCGUCAUCGUCGUCGUUCGAUGGUGCACACAUCAAGCAUGCCAGGGAUCGAGAUGGCGGUGGUUGUGGUGGCGAUAGCGACAGGGAGCGUGCCACCGAUGAAGACAGGGAGGAGGUGGUGACGCAUCGACCUCCUUACCGCUGUUUCUGCUUCGUGCAGGAUGCCGACAUGAUUCUGCUUGUCUUCCGUGCACACAACCAGGCGUGCCGCUUUGAGGAGCUGUACGCCAACAAGAGCAAGCCGUUUGGCAAGUUCACCAUCCAUAUGUUCUCCAUCAGCCGGGAUCACCUGUUUGCCGGUGUGCGCCCCAAGUUUGCUGCUGCGCACAUGUUUCCACGCGACCUGCGGCUGUGCGGGGAUCUGGGCAUUGACGCGCCCAUUUCUGCGCUCUCAGCCACCCCGCACGCGUACCUGCAAGAUCUGUUCUGCCGCGCCUUUUCGCAGGCUGUGAUGGUGGCGCUUCAGCGUGAGAUUGCGCUGUGCCACAUCACGUUCCGACGCACGCUGUCCGCACUGCGGCGGUUGAACUGCUCGAUUUCUGUCACCAACCUCGUUGAGAGCAUGGAGGACACAGAUGCGGAAUACAUCGACGGAGUUAUUCCAAUCCAUCUGCUGCCUGCCCUUAUGAACCGGCGCUUUGGAGCAAUUGUCCAGCGCCGUGUGAAGAGCACGACUGCGUUCCCUGCGUUUUACGUUGCGCGCGACGCGUGGAAGACAGACAAGCAACGACAGCGGGAAGAGGAGGCACAGGGACCUGGCUUGGUGAAUGACGAAAACCUCACACAGAAGCAGGCCAACGCAGCGAGAAAGGCAGCACACAUGUACAGCUCACCAGCUCUGGUGGCACAGGACCAACAGUAUGCAAACGCGCGCGUGCAUGAGCUUCACCGCCGCGAUGUGAAUGCCGCCUGUGCCGGUGCUGGCAAUGGUGCUGCUCAUCACGAGCAUGCCAUCAAUGUACCUUCGGCUCCUGCUAACACCACCAGUGACACAACCAGCAGUGGCACCUCCGCCGCAGCCACGAGUGACACGAUCACGGCCUUUGAGGCUGCAGACGCGGUUGCUGCGGCAGCAGCAGCUGGCGGUGGCACUGAGACGGGUGACAUGGAGGAAAGGGCACGCGCAUUGGAGGGCUUGGAACCGUUUGUGGACAAUGCCCAGCUUGGCUCCCCUUGGCUCUGGGACACCGCCGCGUUCCAUGACGACCAAAGCGUUUCGGACGUCCUUGAGAUGGCGUCAGCUGUGCGUGCCUCCCCGCCGGUUCCGCCCCACAUUGAGGCGAUGCAGCAGGCGUCCAAAGCGUUUGCACGCUGUACGUCAGUGCGGGCCAAGGCGAAGGAGCCCGUGUUCAUCCACCUCAACACGGUGGUGCAUGUUGGGUCGCGCGUGGUGCGGUUUGCAACGCGGUCGUUCCCCGGGUCCAUUGAUGCCCUUGUUCGCGACAGCCAGGGCUGCCUGACUCCCGCGGUUCUGCGUCACGCCGUGGACAACGAGCAGCUCCGGGUUUGGCUGGAAGUCACCGCUUUCCACACGAUUGCGUUGCCCAACUUGUCCGAACUCACAGCACCACCCCCGCAUGUCCCCCCUCACCCUGACCCAGGGCAGAGGCAGCAGCAACAACGGCGACAGCAACAACAGCUGCAAGCUGGACAACUGGGUCGUGGCGGCAGUGUUGUGACGCUUCAUGGUGCUGACAGCAGCCCGGAUGUUGCAAGUGACGAGCAGGAGCAGCAAGAUGCACAGGAGGAUGACCAGGCAGCAUUUCAGGCCUGGGCCCAUGGUCUGCUGGCGUGCGACAGCUACACGUCAUACCGGCCAGGUAGCGAGUUUCGCAUGAAAUCCCUGCCAUCACCCUUUGAUGCAGACGCAGCGAAAGACUUUAGACUUGACGGCGAUGGCCCUCCACAGAUGGAAGUGUUUGACACCCUGUGCAACAGCAUUGCGUGGCAGGUGACAGAUGAGUUGGUGGCGUUGCUGCGGUGCUCGCCCCAGUUUGACCAAGUCAUCAUCAACAACAUUGCUGGGCACGUGCAGCAGCCGCCGGCGUUGACAGACAGCAUCAACUUCUCGCAGGCGCACCGGCUGGCCGCCCCACGCCCCGUGCCCGAGACGGAAGCUGCGAGACAGUUUAUCGAGGACAACAAGUUCUACCGCAGGGAAGUGGCGUUUAUGUUUGUGAAACUGCUGGGGCAUCUUGACCUCAAGGGCCACAGCGCAGUCUCCAUGGGAGAGGCUUGUUUCAUGAUUGUGCCCAACACGUGGCUAUCACCACCAGCAUCAUCAUCAGCAUCGCCACGAGGCAGCAGAGACGAUGCCGUCUCGUCAGCCUCAUCCGUUGUCUUUGAGCACCCGGCUGAAGGUGCCGGCACAGCAGCAGAAGAUGGUGACCACCAGGUUGCCAGCAGUCGCGCGCGUUCGGCAAGCAGUACCACGAGCAUCCCUACCCCAACGCCCUCCCCUUCCUCCUCCUCCUCCUCCAUUGCGUCGGCAACACGAACACCGACACCAACACGAACACCGAGACCAACAGCAGCAACAACAACAGCAGCAGCAGAAGGGAGUGGCGCGGCAUCAGCGUCAGCGCGGAGCGAGAGCGAUGGCCAGCCCAGCAACAGCAGCAGCACUGCUAGCGAGGAUCAGCUGCAAGAGGGCAUGCACAAGACCCCAGCGACGUUCUUCACGCGCCCGUGCAGCGAGUACCUGAUGAAAGAGCAUCCGGACAUGAUUCAGUUUGAAGCCGAGGGAGAGGAGAAGACAGUCAGCAAGCACGACAUUCGGCAGAUGCAAUUCCACCUCAUCCUCACCGUGGAUUACAGCACAGUGAACAUCUUCUUCAACACGCGUCUUGGCACCGUGACGGCAGAGAUGAGGGAGGCACUUGAAGCGCUUGACACGCAGCUCGUGCACGCCUGGCGCCGGGCAAACCAGAUUCUGAUGAUGCGAAUGGUGAUGCAGCAUGGCAUCAAGUUUGAUCCGCUCAUUCCCGCUGGUGCUGAAGACUACAGCCAAUUGCAGGCGGCAAUGGGAGCAACAGGCACUCAGCCGCCUACCCACAGCCCGAGCACACACGCCCGCGCCCCACAGGCAAUGCACCCGCUCUCCUCAAACGUCACCGCUCCGCAAUCGCAGCCAACUCAGGCACCACCACGACCACCACAGCGAACUGCCACAGCCACGGCCGCGGCCACGGCCACCACCACCACCACUGGUACUGUUGCGGGAGGAGCAGCACCAGCGCGGUCGUUUUCACACCUCAUGCAGUCGUUGGUGAAGAAAGACCGUGCACGCCCGAGCCAAUUUGCGCUGCCGCUGCUCUUUCGCUGCGUGUAUCCGCUGUUUCCCAGAGUGACCGGUCAGCAGAUUGGCGACGCCAUUCAGAACAACCGCUUCUUGCCGCUGAAGAGCGACUGGGUUGUCUUGAACAAGACCACGCUCAUUCACAUGCACGGGCUGACGCUGAGCCAGGCGCGCGCUGUGCUGGGCGACUCCUUCCACAACAUGCCCGUGUUUUUUAGGCGGUAUGCGCAGCGCGCGGAGCGGGAGGGCGGGGGCAGGUCGAGUGAGUUCCCAACCAAGGACGCCUUCUUCAGCUUUGACAUUUACAGCAUGCAGAAGCUGACGCGCAAGUUCCACCUUGCGUUUUGUCGCAUUGUGGAGCAGGCCGCGGCAAACCUCAUCUCGCACGCGUUUCAGAGCGCAGCCAACGCCAUUGGCCGCUCGCACAGGAUUGAGUUUGUCAAUUUCCUGCACGGGUAUGAAGACCAGGCCAUCCUGGCGCUGCCGCUCCGGGAGAGCAUGCGCAACCACGUGCAGCUGUUUGGCCUGCUGCGGCAGUCGCUGCUGCGCUUCAUGCGCGUGUACUCUGGCAAGGCCGAGCUCGAAGGCAAGCCAACGCAGGACGGGACGGCACUGGAGAUGGACCUGAAGGACAUGCAGUUUAUCUACAGCUCACAGCAAACGGUGGCGCGGAGCCUGGCGCGUUCGGGACGCGACAUGCACCGGCCCUCUGUGGAGAGCACAAAGAUUGGCGACGGCCUGGCCUGUGUGACUGUGCAGUUUGUGGACGACGAGGCGCCCUUUGCACCGCAUCAGCACCGCUACCCGCUCGGGUGGAUGCAGGGUCCGGUUGGAGCGUCGCUGUCGGGGGCGUGCCACGCGCUGAUGCAGGUGCUGCCGAGGAUGACGCGAGCGGCCAGCUGGCAGCGAAAGAGGCUGGAGAACAUGGAGAAAAUGCCGCACACGGGCGUUGUGCCACCGACACCGCCAACGCAUCUCCCAUUGCACUCGCGUGCUCAAUCCCGCACACAUUCGCGGCCGCAUUCGCGUGGGGGAUACCUUCCGUCCCGGACGCCGUCACGUUCACAGGUGCGGCCAGAGCAACAACAACAACAACAACAACAACAACAACAACAACAACAACAACAACAACAACAACAACAAGCAGGGCAACAAGAGCAAGAAGGACAGGAAGAAGGGCAGGAAAAACAAGAAGCAAAACGACAGGAAGCACAACAACGUAACGGGCAAGAAGAACACGGGCGAGAAGAGCAACAAGAUCAAGAACAGCAACGACUACAACAGGACGAGCGUGGCGCUGUGCUUUCGCCGCCAACAAGGGCUGCAGAAACAGCGACGUCGGGUGUGUUGUCGCCGAUGGUUCUGAGUCCAACGCGCAGCGGUCGCUCAUCUGUGCAGAGCGGUGUUACCGGGCCCACGAUUGUUCAACCAAGAGUGCAUCCACACAUCCACGCUCUCCACACAACAACACCCCAGCGGGGGUCGCCGUACCUGCCCCAACCCCACCUGGAGCACGCUUACACGCUGCAUCGUCCACAGCCACACCAAAGCGAUCAUCUCCCAUUGGCCCCAUCACGACAACCAACGGAGCAGCAGCAACAGCCGCAGCUCACAUCUCCAACUCACCUGGAGCCAGCCACUACCGCAGCCAGAGGUACAGCAGUGCAAGGGAUGCAAACGCCAAACACGGGGCUGAGCACGCUGUCGAGUUUCAGCAGUGGCCGUGUGCCCGCGAAUGGUGUUGCACAGACCAUUGCACAGCAUUUCUCGAAGCGGUACGGGCAGCCAGCCGAGCUCCUCCCGCAAACGGUGCAGGUGAAGAUGGCCACGCAACAUCCCUCACCAGCAGCGGCAACGGAGGACGAGGAGGUGCCGGACCAUACAUUCCUCGACCGGUCGCUGUCGUCGUCACACAACAGCGUAUUCGGUGAUGGCGAUGGCAGUGGCCAUGGCAGUGGACUGAGUGCUCUGCUACGCCAGGCCCUUUCACGCCACAACGAGGAUGACGAAGACACGCGCAGUCAAUCCACAAUUGAGGAAGAGGAUGGACUGGAGGAGCGUUCCGGUGCCAACAAUCAUGAUGAAGGCAGUGGUGGUGAAAGUGAAGGUGACGAUGCCCAAGCUGGGGAGGCGGACACGGCUCGAACUGUGAGUAGCAUGUCCGGCUCCAGUGAUGAUACAGUGGAGGCAGAGAACGAGUCAGCUAGGCCACAGCUCGAAGGCACGACGCACGCACCGUCAUCAGCAUUCCAGCACAGCAGCAACCGCAGCCUUGAUCCUCUGCAUGGCCGUGACUUGCACCGCCACCAACUACAUCCACAAGAACAACAACAACAAGAACAACAACAACAACAACAACAACAACAGCAGCAGCAGCAGCAGCAGCAGCAGCAACAGCAGUUGAGUGGACAGGUGUGCGUUGCAGAGGAGCUCAUGCACUCAAUUGUUCGAUGCCGUGCCCUGUCCAAGACAGAGACGAUCAGCGGCCCACACAUGCUUCUCCGUAUUGGCAUUCGCAGCGUGCGCAACACACGCACGUUUGUCAACAUCAUCAAGUCUGUGUUGCUGCAGGCAGCGUGCGACUUCAUCAUGGAGCAGCUCAUUGCGCAACAUCCCAUCGUGGUGCCCGGUCGCUCCCAGCUCGCACGUUCUCUUGAUGCGAGCAUGAUCAUGCACAGUCACCAGCAGCUCCAGCGGCAUUAUGCAAACGUACACGCCCACCGCUUGGCGCACCUCGGACAACAGAUAGGACUGCAGGAGCACUCACACCCUGCCCUCCCUUCAGAUCACCACCACCACGACAGCCAGCGAGAGAAGAGGCGCCUCACCAUGCAGCCAGGCCACGCUCUCAUCCCACCACCUGUUGCUGCUGCUGCUGCUGAUGAUGAUGAUGGUGAAGUCGACGAGUGGGAAACGGAGAGCGCGCUUGAACGUAUGCGAGGGCUGGAGUACUUGGAUGAACUGACACAGGCGCAUGCUGAUCGUGACACGGACGUGCUCACGGCUCGUAGUGGCGGCGCUGCUGUGAGCAGCAGCAGCGUUGGUGACAGGAUGAGUGCAAGCACUGCGGACACGAGUGUCCACGUGUCACAACCACUGUCUCGACCAGCAGCAGCAGCAGCCGCAGCGGCAACCAGACACCAACACCGCCAGCAUAGCAGCACUGCGUCUGUUGCCGACGACGACGACGACAGCAGGCAGUCUUUGAGCACUGGCGGGCGCAGCAGCGAAGUUGGUGUGCACCGGGCAGCUUCUGGCACGCAAGCCACCGCCACGACACAGGUGGUACGGCAGCAAAGUGGAGAAGAGCAGCAGCAGCAGCAGCAGCAACAGCAGCAGCAGGAGUACAACCGCCAAAUUCCGACAAGCGGUAGCGAUCAAGCGCCGUCAUUUAAUGCGAAGAUCGACGAUGAACAACAGCAACAGCAGCAGCAGAAGCAGCAGCAGCAGCACCAACAGCAAGUGGGGCAGCUGCGCUUCCCAUAUCCUCUGGGCAAGUCGCUUCAAGGGGAAGUGCCCCUGUUCCGUUCAGCAAAACUGCUGGCGCUGUUGGCCGCGCGCACACACCGGCGCACGCGUCGUCCAGCAUCACAUGCCGGGGUACCGCAGCACGAUGCUGUGCUGAAUUACCACACGCUCGUGCCUGCACUCGGAACGCUGAUGAUCGAGCAAGUGCUCGCACCGCACUCCACGGCGUCCCACGUUGCAUGCGAGCACAUGCCUGCUUUUGUCGAAGUCCGCUCGAUGCUGGACGCGCUGGUUGGUCUCAUCCCGGAAAUGGACGUUGCGUGCUUCAAGGCGCGGUCCGUGGGCGGCGACAGCGGUGACACCAAGGGUCGAGGAGGCCGUGGUGGUGAUGGCGGAGGUGUGCACGGUUUUGCGACUGGCGGUAACACUGAGAGGGAAGCAGGUGCAGCAGGGGCGGCGGCACUGGCGUCGUCAGCGGAGGACCGUGAGAAGAACAAGUUCAUCAAGCUUUCACUGCGGCUGCACAAGACGCUUGAGAACUCGCCCUCCACAAAUCCGCGGUCGCUUGAAAUGCUGCAGCAGUUCCCCGUGCUGCUGCGCACGCUCGCCAAAGCAGGGCCCUUGGUUGCCCGCCGCAUCCGCCAGUACCCGCACCACACCAUGCCAUCGUCGCAAUACCUGACGCACUCUGGGUCUGCCAGCUCGUCGCAGCUUGCAUCACCGCUCACGCCGCGAUCGCCGUCGCACGUGCUGUCCCCGCCGUCGGCAGGGCGGUCCACAUCGCCAUCGCCCUCCAGCAGCGGCGCCGCGAGCCCGCGGAGCAAGCGCACGGGCGGCGGGGUGUCGCAGGCAGCGCUGAGCAGUGCCCUCAGCCAGCGCAGUCAGCGGCAGGAGCGACAGAGGAAACAGCGACACACAGACAUGAAGCGGGCGCUCGCAAAGGCGCGGUUCUCUCCGCGUGAAUUGGGGACGAUUGGCAUCUUCCUUGAUGACGACGACAGCAGCGCUGGUGGCGGUGAUGGCAGCGAUGACAAUGCCAGCGAGGCCGAGAAAGACGAUGACGAUGGUUCUGAUGAUGACGACUACGAGAAAGACAGCAGCAGGCUCGUCCACGCUGCUGGCCCUGGUACAAAUCAUUCAAGAAUUGGUCCCCACACGCGCGGAAUUAUCAACGGCAGCCGUGGCCAAAGACAGUUUGGCUGGCAGCAGAAUCGUGGUGGUGGUGGUGGUGGUGGCGCACCGUUUGGCCGUGCCAUGUAUGCGUCUCGCUUCCUGCAGCGCCUGCGUGCCCUCAACACCAGCCGCGAGCCGUCGAACCGGCCGCCGUCACCGCCGAGCAGCCGCACUCGCCGUGCACCUGGCCGUGGCGGUGGCGACGCUGGUGGCAGCGGUGCCGGCGAUGUGGUGCGCGAGGGCGGGGCGAAGGACCUCGGGCGACAACAACAGCAGCAGCAGCAGCAGCAACAGCAGCAGCGUGGUGUGACGAGCAAGACACAGGCAGCUGACAGGGCGAUGCGACGGCUGCUGCGCGGGAGCAGGCGACUGGCCAGCAUCGCCAACGGCGUCCGCGAGGAGGACCGAACCGGGGACCGUGCUGCCGAGGAAAAGGAGGACGGAGAGGACCCUGAGGCAAUCCAUGUGCUGAUUGCGUCAUCGCGCGGGUUUGAUGACGACCUCUUGUCGACGCGCAAGGGCAUGGUGCGUCACGCGCCCGGCAGCAAGCGCGUGCGCGGGGAGCAGUUUCCGGCCACACAGUACUUCUUGCCCGAUGAUGACCCAAACAGCAUUGGGCUGAGCGACCGCCACAGCGCGCUCAUUGUGGUUGUGGCGCGCGGGAUGCUGUGGUGGGCGACGUACAACCAGCGGGAAGAGCCCACGCGCAAGUUUGGCGAGAAGCUGCAGUACAUCCUUGAGUGGCAGCGGCUUCGGGCAACCACGCUGCAGGGCGCAUUGCUGGGGAAGACGGGCCUGGGCCACCUGCUGCCACACAGCAAGGGCUACACGCCGACGACCGAGCACCCUUGGCUGCACGACAUGAAGACAGCGGAGGUGGUCAGCCCCGUGAUUCCCUUCCACCGCAUGCCGACGGCGAGCGACGGCGCUGCCAAGCAGAAGCCGCUGUCACUGCAAGACCUGGGCAUUCGCCAGUACGGCGUGCAGCACACGGCCAGCGGAGAGGUGGAGGUGACGGCGGCCGAUGGCGGCGGCACCCAGGACAUGCUGGCCAAGCUGCGCACGCCCGCUGCGGGGGUGAACCGCCACAUGGCUGGAAACACGCCACCACAACACCGGCGCACAGGUGCACGCGGCAGCACGGGCUCUCCACCAGCGCCAUCGCCGCCAUCAUCGCCGUCGUCGCGCCUGUCAUCUUCAGCGCUGAACUUGCUCGCCAGCACGGCCACGGCUUCGCCACUCGGCGCCGGCAAGGCAGCUCGCCUGCCGCGCGUGGUGCAGCCGCGUCGCACGAUGGAAAACCUGUUUGACAAGCCUGCAGAGUACGUGCGCUCGCGGCUGCUCACCCUGUUCCGAGAACCGAACCUGCGCAUCACUGGUGGAAUGCUGCGCCUGUACGACGCGCGCCGCAAGCAGGCCGGUGGUGAGCAUCUCAUGUACGGGCGCCUGCAGCGGUGUGUGGAGCUGCUGAUGCAGACAGAACGCCUUGCCGUCCAGCUCUCCCAGCGCAGGAACGACUACGACAUGUGGGUGGAGGAUACCAAGCAGCGGCGGCGUGAUGCCAGGGAGGCCGUCCCCUCCGUCGUGAACAUGCUGUACAUGCUGCGGCCGCUGCACUACUGCGCAACGCCCAUCUUGCCUGGGAUUCUCACGCCCAAGCCUGCGUCAUCACACAUGCAUGGCGUGAGCUGGUCGUCGUCAUCAGCGUCAUCGUCGCCAUCUACAUCCAAAUCGAAGCACGCGAGGGAGCCAUCCAAGACAACCAUGUCCGCAGCCGGUACAAGCAGCACUGAACCGGUGUCGUUGCUGCAGCUGUUGCGCCGCCCCCUGUCCGCCUCCACGUCGCCGCUCUUGUCGUCACUGUCGUCUAAGUCGUCCGAACAGUCGCAUGCGCCUGGCGGAGGUGGCGCUGAGGGUGCGCUGCCAACCGAUACGGCUGUCUCCGGGCACCAUGCGGCGUGGCUGAUGCAGCACAUGCUUCGCUUCUGCCAGCGGUAUGCCAGCUACGCGGCGAAGGUGCUCAAGUUUGAUGUUGCGCUGGACAAGAUUGCCACAGAUGGCGAGGCAUGUGUGCGCAGUCUCCGCCGCCGAGACGCCGUCUUCCUCUACGAGAUGGAGACACCGCGCGUGUUUAUGCAGAAGUUGAGUUCCUUUGAUGACAUUGCAGGCCUCCUCGUCCUUGAAGUGUUUGCACGUGGUUAUCUCGUCUUUGUGCAGCUUUACGUCAUGCACGGCCCAGGUAAGGCUGGUGGCCAUGUGCUGGUUUGUCAGCAUCCGUCGUUGUCUCAGUGCUGGCGGCAGGAUAUCGCGCCGUGCUUUGACACGCUCGCUCUGCGCACGCAGGACUUUUUGUGGCGCAACAGCGUGCUGCCCCCGGCAGAAUUCUCUGCAGAGACGGCCCGUGUGUGCGACGCCAUUCACGUCAACUCGUUUGCGUACGACUUCAACACCAUUCUUGCGCAGACGUUCCUGAGGACACCGAGGACGCUGACCAUGUCUGGUCUGCGAGUGGCGCAUGCGCUCAUGAGCUUGGUGCGGUACCACCUUCGCGCCCCGACACAGGCAAAGAACCUGCUGCAAGUGCACACGCUGAGCAUCAUCGACUUCCUCAUGCAGGGCGGGAAAGAUUUGCCGGCGCACUCCCCCUUUGGACACCUCCAGCGAAGCUCCAUCUUUCGACAGCUGCUGACGCUGGUCGGGCCGUCGCACAGUGACGGCAGCAUGAGCAGCAGCAGCGAUGGCGGUGGUGAUGGCAGCAGCAGCAGCGCGGUCAUGCGAGACCGUUUGCUGCAGGGAUUUGAGAAUCAGAUGAAAGCGGAGGGGCAGGCGUCGCCGGCAGCUGGGCUCCUCAGCGCCAUCUUCAAGCACCUGGUUGCGCACCCGUCCCGCUUUGGGUUUGCUGUUGCGUACAAAGGGGAGGAUGAUAUGGUGGUGUAUCGCCAAUUCAACGACAACUUCACGUCUCGCUCUUCGAGAACUAUCUUUGUUGUGCUCCACGCUCGCUCCUUUGAGAACGAGGAGUCGCCUGUGCUCUCGUACUUCUGCAUUGGCGUUGAUCCAGAGCCGUUCACGUCCAUGCAUCUGGAACUGGGCACGUUGGAGGACAACAUGAAGCGCAGCAAGCGUGACGUCGCUGAUCGCUUUAUUGACGCCUACCGCCACCUCUGGCAGAAGAAGCUGUGGCGUCUGCUGCUGGGUGCACUGCGGCCGGCCAGUCCUCGACCGCGCUGCCCGGAGCUGUCUGAGCUGCCUGCUCCACCGACAACACCCCCACACCCCCAACACCAGCGUCGCCGACAACAACAACAACAGCAGCAGCAGCAGCGACAGCCGUCCAUCUUCGGGUUCUUCAAGCGUCUGCGCAUGCGCGGGUCAUCACCGGCGUCUCCCCAGCACCCGCGCGAGGGCCGCAGUCGGGCAGGCAGUAUGCUGACCAACCCGCCCCGCCUGCGCGCUGAGCGGCGUGGGUGGCGCGAACGCGUCUCUGUCAGCUCAGAGGGUGCAGACGGCGGUGAGGCAGCACGCGUCGGUGCUCAGAUAUCCCGGGGCCGAAACGUUGGUGUUGGUGUUGGUGAACGGCGGGCGCGACGAGCCAUUGCCAUGCGCGAUCUUGAGAAGAUUGACGAGGAGGGCGGUAGUGAUAUCGGUGAAGAGUUUGAUGACGAAGAUACAGAUGUGGAGGAGGACGUGUACGAAGAACAACCACGGCGUGCUGCUGAAUCAACAACAACCGCCACUGCUUUGAAUAGCGGCUUUGCACCCGUGUCGGCAGCGAGUGUGGAGCGCGUCGUUGCUGCAGAGACGGCCGUGAGCGACACAUCAACACUCACACUGCACAUGGUCAUUGGCGACAUCCUCGGCAUCGCCACGGCAAUCCCCGCGUCGGUGUUGGACGCGUCGCUGCGUCCGCUCGUGUCCUCUGUCCGCUUUGACAGCUUUGCGCACAUUGUCACGCACCAGCACAGCGUCAAGUCACUGGUGGUGUCAGUGACACAGGACCCGUAUCGCGGCCGGCACCUGAUUGCACAGCGCGAGGACGUGAGCAGCGUACUGCUGCACGUGUAUGAGAACGCGUCGCCAUCGCCCGGCCAGACAACCGAUGGCUCUGGCAGCCGUGGUGUCGGGCAGAACGAACGCAUGUCCAUGACAUUCUUACUUGCCCAGAACCAAUCCCUGGACAAGAAGCGCGUGCGCGGCGCGAACAUCAGGACUGAGAUUGAUCCCCGUCUGCUUUCUGUUGUCUACAGCGUUGCGCAGGAUGCUAUGCAGUGGCUGCUGGCUGCCGUUGGUCGCGACCUGUGA